Molecule: messenger RNA, 1841 nt
Organism: Hevea brasiliensis (rubber tree)
Lineage: Eukaryota; Viridiplantae; Streptophyta; Magnoliopsida; Malpighiales; Euphorbiaceae
Product: NAC domain-containing protein 101
Exons: 6
Coding region: 151-1698 (515 amino acids)
Biological process (GO): regulation of DNA-templated transcription
Molecular function (GO): DNA binding
Source: RefSeq, a predicted model, not a curated record
AGCUUAGCAACAAGAAGACUUAAAAGGUCUCAAGUCAAUGAGCAAUUCGGUUUUUGUUUUGUUUUCCUCUUAUUCACAAGAGAAAGUAUCAGACACAAGAGCUUUUGUUCUCACUUUGAGACUCUUUAUCCAAAGUAACUCUCUGACAAAAUGAAUGGAAGAGUAGGGUAUAGAUUCCAUCCAACUGAUGAGGAACUCGUCAGUUACUUUCUAAAGCACAAGAUGGCUGGAAAUGAUGGGCUGGUUGAUGAUGAUAUUCGGCUUAUUGAUCUCUGCAAGUUCGACCCCUGGGAUUUGCCAAGAUAUGCCGCGGGGGGGUCAAAUGAUCAGGUGUGGUAUUUCUUUCAUAGAAGGGAGAAUAAGUAUAAAAAUACCACCAGACAACGGUUCAACAGAUCAACACAGAGUGGACACUGGAAACCAACUGGUAAUGAGCGUACAAUCACGGCCAGUCGCACUAACAGUAAGAUUGGUACAAAGAGGACUUUGGUUUUUUAUAAGCGUGGCAGCCCCAAGGAGGUGAAGACCAACUGGGUCAUUCACGAGUAUCAGCCUAAAACUCCUUACCAGACAGAUUUUGUUCUCUGUAAAUUAAAGGAAAAAAGAGAUGACAAGGCUUGUACAUCUGCUUGUGACGAAGAUCAGCCUAGUAGUAGCAGGGCUUCUGAUCAUCAUCCAAUAGAGAUUCCAUUCUCACAGGUCGAAUCGGAGCUACUUCUGGAAUCUUUGCUUGCUAGUACUUGUGAGCCAAAUUUCAACAAUCCCUCCCCAGAGCAUCCCCAAUUCCACAUGGAUGAAGGCAUAUCCAUUGAUGAUCUAAUGCCCUUCUUCGACAAUGACUCUGAUAGGUUGCCGGAGAUGGAGGAAGAUCCCAAUGAGAUGGCAGAUUCCUUUAUUGUUGUACCUGAUGAACACAGCGGUGAAGAGUACCUGUAUCCAGUUCUUGUGAAUCAAGAUGAUCAUAAUCGUCAAGAAAGUGCACGCAUUAGCUGCAAUCAUUCCAGCUCACCCAAUUUAUUGGGUGGAUUGUAUCAUGACGAUAUUAAUGAUGAUAUUAGUGACAUGGAAGCUGAAAUUCUCUAUGAAAGGUCUUCGCAAUUUGGAGCUUCCAACUUGAACAAUGGGCAUUACCGGCAGAUGCAAACGGUUCAAACAAUUACUGAAACUGUGCCUUCUUCAACAUUUGACCAGAAUGGAACUGAAAAGAAUCGUAUACUACAAAUGGAUAUUUCCUCUCCCUCAGCAGAUUCAACCAUAGAUAGCCAUGAAGACAUAUCUGUUAGAGUUGUCAGCAAAGAGGUUCCUGUCCCUACGAGGACUCACAAACAAGGAAGUAUAAUUCAGGGCAAAUUGUCAGGCGCAUCCGAACAUAAGGCGAAAAAAGCUAGGAAGCCUGUUACUGCCCUUGUUCUGCCUCAGGAAUCCCCCAAGGAAAGCAUCAAUGUGAAGACUGAAAAAGAUCAGAAAACGGUUAUUGCUAAGACAAAUUUGAAAUUAAGAGCAAAUGCAACGGCUACUUGCAACAAGACAGACUCUUUCAUUCGCAUGGAGACAUGUCUAUCAAGCCAAAGUUGUCCACCAUCAGUUUAUUUUAUUAAAGCACUCAUAGGCCUGCUUUUGAUAAUCGUUGUAAGUAGGGAAGUGCUCAUUCUUAUACUUGGAUUAGCCGCAUGCUACUUAGUAUUUAGGUCUAUAUAAAGUCCUGAACUCGCUGUUUAGAAACUACUACAUGAGUUGAUGCAGCCUACUUUGUACCUGUUUAAUAUUUAUUUCUUACCUUGUGAAUGUGCAUAACAAUGGCUCAAAGAGCUGACAAAUACCCACUUUUGGAUUUCUUCUGA